GAGCCAAUUUGGACUUCCCGGCGAGCCAACCUUCUUGUCAUGGCUACAAUCCAAAUCCAUCAUACUGAUGUCUCUCUUAGCUGGAGGCAAUCAACCUCCACAAUCGGAUCAGAAUGGUGCCAUUCCGGUGCAAUCCACUGCCAUUACUCCGAUCCGCUUUGCGUUCAACACCCCCGUCCGCAAUUUACGGCCGAUGCUCAGGGAUAGCCUGAAACAGCGAUGGGAUGCCCCCCAGGUGUACUGCAACGCAGCCCAAUUACCAUCUUGGUGGCAACAUGGGGACCCAACUGAGCUGAAUCAUGCCGAAUUAGUCCACAUGCUUGCCUACUUGCAAGAAGGCGAUGAGGGGAGACUUCCUGAAGGGGCAACCUUCCGUUGGUACGAGGCGACCCCGACUUCACUCACAGUACAAGCUGCUGGAGCCACAAUAUCAGUAUCACCCAUAACGACUCCAGGGCCAGUAUCCUUGUCACUACCAGCAACAAUCUUGCAGCCACCCUUGUUGAAUGCCCCUCCCAAGACUCAUCACACUCAGUCGACAGAGCCUACACAGGUCAAUUCCCAAAUGCAAGCUACAACUCCUGUGUCCUCAACACUGUCGACAGCAACCUUGCAGCCAUCCUUGUCGAGCAUUCCUCUUAAGGCUCAGCCACCCCGGUCAAUCGAGCCUGCACAGGUCAAUCCCCAAAUGCAAGCUACAACUCCUGUAUCCUCAAUGCUGUCGACAGCGACCUUGCAGCCAUCCUUGUCGAGCAUUCCUCCCGAGGCUCAGCCACCCCAGUCAAUCGAGCCUGCACAGGCUAAUCCCUCAACGCAAGCCAUGACUUCUGUGUCUGCAAUGCCAUCAACAACAACCUCGCAACCAUCCUUGACAAAUGCCCCUCCCAAUGCUCAGCAAUCCCAAUCGAUGGAGCACAGCACUCAAUCCCAAGUCACUGCACAUGUGUCUUUGACACCACUGGCAAUGCCUGUGCAGUCGCUCUCAUUGACCAUCCCUCAAGAGCCUGCAAUAACCACGUCAAUGGAGACCAUACAGACAAGCAGCCCUCUCCAAGCUACAGGACCUGCUUUGUCGUCCGACAAUGCCUCCCAACCUCCCUCCAUCCUGUUACCUCAGUCAAGCUCCCCGGCAUCAACUGCUCCUCUAGGCACAAUCACUAACCAAAUGGAGUCAAAUGGGCAGAGUGUUCGUCGCAGUGGGAGGCAGGCUGCCCCUCCAAAGGAGCCACCCAAAAAGGCUACAGGGAAACGUGGAUAUGAAGACACCAUGCCGACCAAGCUGGUACAAACUCGGUCUGGUAGGAAAGUCCAACCACCACAGGCGAACAAGCGUACGAAGAAGUAG
This is a messenger RNA of Acaulospora colombiana, 1345 nucleotides long. The record is from the annotation of a GenBank genome assembly. NCBI's taxonomy places the organism in Eukaryota, Fungi, Glomeromycota, Glomeromycetes, Diversisporales, Acaulosporaceae.